UGAAGUUGGGAAGGACUUUGUAAACCACGGUAUGGAGACCAGUAACUACUUGUCAUUUGAUGAUUUGUAGAAGCGAAACAAGUUUCUGCGUCGUGCCCGCCGCAUGUUCUUCCCGGGGUGGACGCGCAGCAAGGGGGAGCUCUUCCCCAGCCAGAUCAUCCCGGACAGGAUCGUUAUUCGCACGGAAAUGGGCGACGUGGAUGGCGAGGCAUGGCCGUGAUGUUAAUGAGGAAUUGGUUGAUUAUUUGUGCUAGAGUAGCUGUUGAACUGCUCGGUUGUUUCGUGCAGAAGCCGGGGAAGCGUGAAAUCAAGUACAUCUGCAACAUCGAUCCGUGCCUGGAUCACAAGAUUGGCGGUCCACAAGGUUCGCGGCAAAUGCACCAUCACCUGGUGAUGCAGCACGCGUCCCGCUUCGAUUUGGGCACCAACUUCUUCCACAAAUGCCCUGCCGAAGAGGUGUGUGGGGAAAUCGUGUUGGCCAGCGAUCGCCAGCUGGAAUCCCACGUCAGAGCCAUGCACCCCGAGGUAUUAGGCUUGAGCAAAGUCUUCUCGGAGGCCGCCCAGAAGAAGCGGAAGGAUCUGGAGGACAGCAUCCCUUCCCUCCGCAUCGGAGAGGCUCUCACCAACGCUCUGCACACUCCGCAGGCUGACGAUGGCAGCCAGCUGUUGCUGCAGCGUUACACGUGCCCUGUCAGUGUCAAGACGUGCGGCAAAGUGUUCCUGAGCGAGGCGAGGUCGGCGCGCAAGUACAUGCUGUGGCACGUGGGCGCCGACCACGCGGACGUCUGGGAUGCGGCCGCGGAGGCGGCAGAGGUCAGUCCUCAGCCGAGUUGA
This is a messenger RNA of Paramacrobiotus metropolitanus, 834 nucleotides long. RefSeq lists its product as uncharacterized. The record is from RefSeq and is a predicted model, not a curated record. NCBI's taxonomy places the organism in Eukaryota, Metazoa, Tardigrada, Eutardigrada, Parachela, Macrobiotidae. The coding region runs from base 211 to 834 and encodes 207 amino acids. The transcript has 4 exons.